Entelurus aequoreus (snake pipefish) is the source of this 2415-nucleotide messenger RNA. Its product is annotated as diacylglycerol kinase alpha-like. Gene Ontology annotation, cellular component: plasma membrane. The record is from RefSeq and is a predicted model, not a curated record. Gene Ontology annotation, biological process: intracellular signal transduction; diacylglycerol metabolic process; lipid phosphorylation. The coding region runs from base 111 to 2264 and encodes 717 amino acids. The transcript is spliced from 24 exons. Gene Ontology annotation, molecular function: calcium ion binding; ATP-dependent diacylglycerol kinase activity. Lineage: Eukaryota; Metazoa; Chordata; Actinopteri; Syngnathiformes; Syngnathidae.
AUUGCUAAUCCUCGUCAUCCUCUCAUGCCAGGAGGACGCUCACUAUUACCGACUGCUGCCGACUGAACUGAGCUCUGGGAUCCGGACUUCUAGUUGAGAAGAGACAGAACAUGGCUGAGGACACAGACAGCGAUCUCACGCCCGUGGAUUUUAUCCAGCUGCAGGAAUACAUGGAAGACAGCAAUUUGAGGGUUAAAGAUGUGAUCAAGGACUUUCAGAGUGGUGGUCGGCUGGCCCAGCACACUUAUGGAGAGUGUUUGGAUGCAGAAGGCUUCUGCUGCUUCCUCAAAACCUACCUUGAGGUGGAUGAAUUUCCCCAUGAUUUCUGCCAGCGACUUUUCCGCUACUUCCGAUGUGUCGAGCAGGAUGGCUCCACGCCCGAAGCCCAGGCCAAACAUGGGGUGCUUCUCCGCGACAUGUCCUGUUACUUCUCAGUGCUGGAGGACGGGCAGCCUCGGGAGAAGCUGGAAUUCACGUUCAAACUUUAUGACAAAGAUGGCAACGGACAUCUGGAUAGCUCAGAAGUGGACCGGAUCAUCAACCAGAUGAUGCGAGCAGCGGACUACCUGGGCUGGGACGUGACCGAGCUCAGAUCUGUGCUGAAGGAAAUGAUCCGGGCCAUCGACGUGGACAACAGCGGCACGGUCACGCUGGACGAGUGGCUGAAAGGAGGCAUGAACAAUGUGCCCCUACUCGUUCUGCUCGGGCUGAAGGUACCAGAGAAGGAUGGGCAGCACAUCUGGAGAUUGAAGAACUUCACAAAACCGGCGUACUGCUGCGUGUGCGAGAACAUGCUCCUCGGACUCAGGAAGCAGGGACUCAGCUGCAACUGUUGCAAGUAUACUGUCCACAGUCAGUGUGCCAACAAGAGUCGUGAACCCUGCGCUCCGACGUUUGUCAGCGCUGCACAUAAAUUUAGGGUACCGUGCCACGACUGGGUCCGAACCGACCGCAGCGCCUCCAAGUGUCAAGUUUGCCAAAAGAAGAUUAAAACUUUAACUGGACGGCGUUGUGCGUGGUGUCAUGAAAUACGCCAUGAAGAGUGCGUCUUCUCCGGGUUGUCAACCUGCGACCUUGGACCCCUCAAAGAUCACAUACUCCCUCCUUGGGCCAUAUUCGCAGACUCCAAGGAGCAUGACACCACCCUGUUGAACAUGACACCUGACGGCCACAUUCUACAGGUGGUCGCAGUUCCGGACACUCACCCCCUGCUAGUGUUUGUAAACCCCAAAAGUGGAGGAAAUCAGGGUGAAAAAGUUCUCAGCGUGUUUCAGUACCUGCUGAACCCGCGCCAAGUGUACAACCUAUCAGACGGUGGCCCCGCCCCAGGGUUACGCUUCUUCCGUAAUGUCCGUGACUACAGGAUCUUGGCCUGCGGGGGAGACGGCACGGUCGGGUGGCUCCUGGAUGCUAUAGACAAAGCGGACCUCCAGGUGCCCCCUCAGGUGGCUAUCCUGCCCUUGGGCACGGGGAACGACUUGGCUCGCUGUCUGCGCUGGGGAGGAGGCUACGAAGGCUCGGACCUGAGCGAGAUCCUGAAGAACAUUGAGGAAAGUGAGCUGAUCCACAUGGACCGCUGGAACAUCGAGGUGAUCCAGAAUGAUCCUAAAGAAACUGGAGACCCCGUCCCCAGCCAGAUCAUCAAUAGCUACUUCUCAAUAGGAGUGGAUGCUGCUAUUGCGCAUCGCUUUCAUUCCAUGAGAGAGAAACACCCUCAGAAGUUCAACAGCAGAAUAAAAAACAAGCUGUGGUAUUUGGAGCUGGCCUCGUCUGAGACCAUCAACUUGUCGUUCAAGAAGCUCGCAGACUGCCUGACAAUUGAGUGCAGUGGCAAACAUCUGGACCUGAGCAGCGUCUCCAUAGCGGGCAUCGCUGUGGUCAACAUACCCAGCAUGUACGGCGGCACCAACCUAUGGGGCCAGUCCAAGAAGCCUGGCGAGCCAGCAGAUGUGACGCAGCAUGACGCCAUCACAGAUCCAGAAGUUCUGAAAACCACGCCUCAAGAUAUGACCGACAAGCGUCUGGAGGUGCUCGGUCUGGAAGGGGUGAUCGAAAUGGGUCAGAUCUACACUGGACUAAAGAGCGCCGGGCACAGGCUGGCGCAGACUUCCCAAGUAACCAUCAGGACUUCGAAAUCCUUGCCCAUGCAAAUUGACGGAGAGCCUUGGAUGCAGCCUCCUUGUACAAUCCACAUUACUCACAAGAACCAAGCCAACAUGUUAAUGGCUCCACCAGAAAAGUCAUUCGGCUUCUUUCACGUGUAGAACAACCUUUUCCCAAUAAACUGUCAAUGGCAAAAUCUACUGUUAUCGCUAAGGAAUGAAUGCUGUUUGCAUGUUGGCUGACUGGAGGAUUGAAGAUGGAUGCUGGGGCCGAAUGCUUUUCAAAUAAAGUGAUGACCUGCACUACCGGCGU